GUCCAACUACACGUCAAAACCACUUGUUGCCAAGAGGUUAAAUAGUGAUAAUAUAGCAUAGAUAGGGCAGCAAAGAGUGUUUCUAAUAGACUUGAUUACUGAUACAAGAUCAUUUUUGUUUGGGAAAAUACCUUUUUUUUAAUACGUUUUUACUUACUCACAUUCGUUUCCGAAAUUCUAACUUACAAGCACAUUUAUCAUGUACGAUCUUAAACGAAUAAAACAAAUACAGGUACCGGCGGUAUUGAGAACUCGUCAAGCUAUCCGAUUGAUCAGAUUAGCUUUGAUGGUGUUUCUCGUCAUUAAUGUGAUAUACUUUUCCUUGUUCAAACAAAGCGGUCCGGUGUUGUUAAACACAAAUCCACGCCAAAAAUAUCAAGACUACAUUGCGCGCUUGUUCACCAAGAUCACCCAGGAUCCAGAUAGAUUCCAUAUGGCCAACACUGGGCUUACCGAAGUUGAUAUCAAGGUGCCAAUUAAGAAAUUCAUGAACAAGUUCGAAAAUGAACCCGAAUCUUUGACCAAUCAAGAUAUGCUUUACUAUGAUCCAAGAUUCACAAUUGCCAUGUAUUUAAAUGAAAUCAAACAUAGGUAUGUUAAAGCUGGGGGCAAUUCUAAGAAGGUUGAUUCUAAUAGAGUUGAAGAAAUUACCUUGCCUUUUAACUGGGUUGAUUGGAUGGAUAUGGCAAUCUUGAAUGGAGACUUGUCAAAACCCAUGGAGGAGAGAAUUAACUGUCAUGAUAUUCGUCAAGUCACUAACAAUGACCCCGAUACCUCAUAUUUCUGUAUUGACAAUGCCGCCUUGUCUC
Messenger RNA from Spathaspora passalidarum NRRL Y-27907, 809 nucleotides. RefSeq lists its product as uncharacterized. The record is from RefSeq and is a predicted model, not a curated record. The annotation marks the transcript as partial. Lineage: Eukaryota; Fungi; Ascomycota; Pichiomycetes; Serinales; Debaryomycetaceae. The transcript has a single exon.